AUGCCUUUUCAAUUUAAGGAGGGGGCCGUGACGCCACGCGACUCGCGAGCGCGUGUCACGUCACAUGCCGUGACACGUGUUCAACAUCACCCCUACGUCCACCAUGGACUGGGUGCCGACGCUCAGUCUCGUCUUUGGAGGCUGCUGCAGGCAAGUCUAGCGCGCAUCUCUGUCAAAGUCAUUCUUCAAACCUCUUACUCUAGCAAUGCCAUCACCCUCGAGCGCCUCACAUCAAACUAUCCAAAGGCCGGGUCGCUCAUCACCUUCGCCCAGUUCCUACUCAUUUCUCUGUUCGGAUUGAGGCAACAUGUAGUAUGGACGGAUAAUGGCCCACGACUACGACCGAGACGAGUCAAGCUCGCGAUUUAUUGCGCCCAGGUGGUCCUCCACUUUCUCAUCUCCAUGCUCAACAAUGCUGCGUUUGCCUACCGCAUCCCUAUGGCCGUGCAUAUAAUCUUCCGGAGCGCUGGCCUCGUCAUCACAAUGGUGCUUGGAUGUGUGAUUGCUGGAAAAAGAUAUAACCUGACUCAGGUCAUCUCGGUCCUCGUGGUGACGGUAGGGGUGGCCUUGACCACUCUAUCUGCCGCGCCUUCACGCUCGGCAUCUACGUCUUCCGCAGAGGCGGACACGUGGACUUACCUCACUGGUAUCGCGAUCCUCCUCACCGCCCUCGUCUUUUCUGGGUGUCUCGGCCUGAUACAAGACUACGCCUUUAGCAACCUUCCCAAAGCUGCGCCUGUGGAAAAAGGCGCCAUGAAACCCCUGCCCGCAUGGCAAGAGUCCAUAUUCUACUUACACGUCCUCGGCCUCCCGCUCUUCACGCUAACCUGGGACGACCUCGUCGCGCAAACUACCGCGCUCAACGCAGGGCCGCGCAUGACCGUCCGGAUACCCCUAUCGCCCUACGUAUCCCCCUUCUUCCUCCCUACGCCUUCGGAGACAUAUAAGGUCCAAUCCGACGUGCUCACCGUGCAGACGCGCCUGCCCGAGCCGUUCCUCGACCUUGCGCUCAACACGCUCACGCAGUUGGUCUGCUCCGCGGGCGUGCACAGGCUCACGUCGCGCGUGAGCUCGCUGACGGUGACGCUCAUCCUCGUUAUACGGAAGGCCGUGAGCCUCGUGCUUAGCGUCGCGGGCUUUGGGACGGCGCGAGGGAGGGUAGACCAGCGGAUGAUGUGGACGGGCGCGGUGCUUGUGCUGCUCGGGACGAUUGGCUACGCGCGCGGCUCCGCGGGCGCGGCAAGGACUGAGAAGGAGAAGGAGAAGAAUAUCAAGAAGGAGUAGAUGGCUACCAAUUGCACUUGCAGACACUCGGUUUCGACCUUCACGCCAGCUUUGUUGAACCUCGUUUAUUUAUCAACAUCUACGAUACACGCAGCAUGAUGGAUAUCUAGUAAUAUGAGUCGCCUUGUAUUUCCGCGCGUGCUAUUUCUGCAAUGCGAAGACUCUCGCGAUUGGACAGCUGAUUCGCGCGUUCGAGUAGCUUGUCUACUGUAAUUCGUUCCUCCAGGAAGCUUUGUGUUCAGCAAUCCUGCCUUU
Messenger RNA from Schizophyllum commune H4-8, 1539 nucleotides. Its product is annotated as UAA transporter. The transcript has 2 exons. Lineage: Eukaryota; Fungi; Basidiomycota; Agaricomycetes; Agaricales; Schizophyllaceae. The record is from RefSeq and is a predicted model, not a curated record. Gene Ontology annotation, molecular function: UDP-N-acetylglucosamine transmembrane transporter activity. The coding region runs from base 1 to 1284 and encodes 427 amino acids. Gene Ontology annotation, biological process: transmembrane transport. Gene Ontology annotation, cellular component: endoplasmic reticulum membrane; Golgi membrane.